UAAACAGUUCACAAACUCCCGCAUGCGUGAGAUCGAAACGGCAUAAACAUCAUGUACGGUACGAGUACAGUACUAGCACAGUAAGAAAGCAAGGAUUUAUAUUGCACGAGUGACGUCCAGUGACCCCUGUUUCCCCCCGUAUCCGGGAGGGGCGUAGCAUACCGGCAGAACGUGCCGAUACAAACUAGACGCUCCUCUCGCUUAGCGCAAAGCCUUGCAAGGUGUGCUUGUAGCGAAAAUAAUAAAAAUAAAAAUUCAACAAGCAUCGUUCAACCAAUUUUCCUAGACUAAGCUGUUUUCACCAACGAAAACGAAGCACCCAAUUAAUAAUUGAUUAAAAAAAUUAUAUUUUUGGAUUAUAUCCGCACUCCGGCCUCGGUCCCCCACCAUAUCGGGUAAAACGAACGACAUGCGGGCGUAGGGAGUACUCUUUAGGCAUCGGAGAUAGCCUUUUUUUCUUUUCUUUUCCGUUCGUCCCUUUCAAAGCGUCGUUCAGGGGCGAGGUACAUGACUCGGGUUCAAUAGCUUGGCCGCACCCGCCAGCGGAUCCUGUAUAAGGCCGCUGCCCCCCAACCACUAUGGAAGCGGUACUGAUCAACGACUUGAAGGAAUUGGGGAAUCGUGGUUAGAGAUCUUGCCCUGCUUACAACUUGGCCGCUCAUUCAGCAAUCUGUCCACUCAGCCAACCAGGCAGCCAACCCGGAUCAACAGAACAUCCGCACACCUGAGCUCGGUCGGUCACUCGCAGGAUAGAUAUCACGAAAAUGCCGCUCGGUGAUUUACCCAACGAGCUCCACCUCCUGAUAGCGGAGAAUCUCGACGCGAAAGACCUAAACUCGUUCCUCCAAACAAAUGUACGCGCUGCAAAUUUACUGAACCCGAUGCUCCUCUCCCUCGCCACCAAGGGGAAGUACGGCGUUCUUGCGUUAUCCUGGGCUGCGGCUCACGGGCAUGCCUCGAUGGUGAAAUUCCUAAUGGAGAGGGGCGCGAACUAUUCCGUCCGAGAAACGCUCGGUUGGACGGUCCUCCACCGCUCCGCGUUUCUGGGAAACGCAGCAAUGGUGAAAACCCUGCUGGACCACGGCGCACGGAUAUCGGAUCGUGAGCAACUGGGGAGGACAGCGUUGCACCUGGCAACGCAUAACGAGCGCCAGGGCGAAGCGGCACGAAUCGUGUCACUGCUGCUGGAAGGCGGUGCGGAUGCAAGUACCCAAGACUUCAACGGGAGGACACCGUUGCACGAGGCAACGCAAAUGAGCAGCCUCCCGGCGAUGAAAAUCCUCCUGGAAAAGAAUCCAUCCGUGGUGCACCUCCGCGAUUGCAACGGGCGAACGGCACUGCACCUCGCGGUGAAGUACGGAAAAGACGAGUCCGUUCGUCUACUGCUCGGCCACGGGGCGGACAUACACGUGCGCGACAACGACCAGCGCACGCCACUACACCUCGCCGCCAUAUCCUCCGGUGCAACCAUUGUGCGGUGCAUAAGGGCUGGUGCGAACGUUCACGACGUGGACUCGAAUCACCAGACCGCGCUCCAUCUCGCUGCCCAAUACUCGCAUCUGUCCGCCGUGGAGUGGUUGUUGGAUGCUGGUGGGGACAUCACGGGGCAGGAUCGUGCGGGGCAGACGCCAUUGCAUUUGACGGCCAAGUCUGGGAACGCGAGGCUCGUGGGUUGCCUGUUGCGGAGAGGGGCGAAGACGGGGAUUAGCGAUUUUCUGAACAGGACCGCAUUGGAUGUUGCGGUGCAGAUGAUGAAUGAUCGUGUUGCGAUGAUGUUGGUGAAGCGGCAAAAGGAGGAGUCGGGUGUGUGAAGUUGGAAGGGGCCGAGAGUCGCGUGGUGUGGUACAAGUAACUUGUUGCGGGCGAUACUAUCAUACAAGUGGAGUGUGGGCAGGUUGUGUCGGGCAAACCAUUCGGUUGUUUCGGGGGCGAACUGGACGGCUUUCUCCUUUCUUUUUUCUUUUUUCAGGGAUCGAAGCAUUAUCCUCUGGGGGGGGGGUUAGAUACCGGUAUCUGUGGCUUGGCGAACCAGAUUGGGAUAGCAUAGUUCCAAAAAAUAGUGAAUUUGCUCCUCG
Molecule: messenger RNA, 2075 nt
Organism: Tuber aestivum (summer truffle)
Lineage: Eukaryota; Fungi; Ascomycota; Pezizomycetes; Pezizales; Tuberaceae
Source: the annotation of a GenBank genome assembly